Debaryomyces tyrocola is the source of this 2343-nucleotide messenger RNA. Lineage: Eukaryota; Fungi; Ascomycota; Pichiomycetes; Serinales; Debaryomycetaceae. The record is from the annotation of a GenBank genome assembly.
AUGACUAGAACUACGCCAGUGAGUGUCAAAGUGGUAGCUUCGGAAUCGCUUUAUAAGAGAGAUGUUUUUCGUCAGCCGGAUCCGUUUGCGGUUAUCACGGUGGAUGGAUCGCAAACCAAGACUACAAAAACUGCCAAAAAGACCCUUAAUCCAUACUGGAAUGAGUCAUUUACGUUCAACGCAUUAGAGGAUUCGAUAUUGGUCAUUCAGGUGUUUGAUCAGAAGAAAUUCAAGAAGAAGGAUCAAGGAUUCUUAGGGGUUGUGAAUGUUAGAAUUGGCGAUGUCAUUGAUUUAUCGUUACCUAACUCAGAAGAAACGAUCACGAGAGAUUUGAAAAAGUCAAAUGAAAAUUUAGCUGUAAGUGGAAAGAUAAUAGUCGUUAUCUCUCAUAAUACUAGACCUACGAAUAACAGUACUUCGUCCAGACCAGUAUCAAGUGGUGCGGUUACUAAUGCGCCUCCUGCGAUGAGUAAUGGGAAUGCCAGUGGAGCGCCAAGUGGGCUUCCACCACCUCAAAUUAACAAUCAGACACCAACAAACAAGCAGUAUUCAUCGUUUGAGGACCAAUACGGUAGAUUACCACCUGGCUGGGAACGUAGGACAGAUAACUUUGGUCGUACGUAUUACGUGGAUCAUAAUUCUAGAACUACUACGUGGCAGAGACCUACUUUGGAGCAAUCUGAAUCUGAAAGAGGUCAACAGAGACAAGAUACAACAGAAGCUGAAAGAAGACAACAUCGUGGCCGUACAUUGCCAGGAGAAACACCUCAAUCACCAUUUUUAGCUAAUUCUGCUGAUAAUUCUGCCAGUGGUAAUGUCACUGUUAACUCAACUGGAGCAAACACUCCAGUAAGUCCUGCUGCUGCUAUGUCUAUGGCUGCCUCUGGUGCCACUACCAAUGGCUUAGGUGAAUUACCAUCAGGUUGGGAACAAAGAUUCACUAAUGAAGGUAGACCAUAUUUCGUUGAUCACAAUACAAGAACCACAACCUGGGUUGAUCCAAGAAGACAACAAUACAUCCGUACUUUUGGUCCUAAUACUACUAUUCAACAGCAACCAGUCAGUCAAUUGGGACCAUUGCCGUCUGGGUGGGAAAUGAGAUUAACAAAUACAGCAAGAGUGUAUUUUGUUGAUCAUAAUACAAAAACUACAACUUGGGAUGAUCCAAGGUUACCAUCAUCGUUAGACCAAAAUGUCCCACAGUACAAGCGUGAUUUCAGAAGAAAGGUUAUCUAUUUCAGAUCUCAACCUGCUUUGAGAAUUUUACCAGGGCAGUGUCAUAUCAAGGUCAGAAGAGAUCAUAUUUUCGAAGAUUCUUAUCAAGAGAUAAUGAGACAAACCCCAGAAGACUUAAAGAAGAGAUUAAUGAUUAAAUUCGAUGGUGAAGAAGGUUUAGAUUAUGGUGGUGUUUCUAGAGAAUUCUUCUUCUUGUUAUCGCAUGAUAUGUUCAAUCCUUUCUACUGUUUGUUCGAAUACUCAUCUCACGACAAUUACACAUUACAAAUUAAUCCAAACUCUGGUAUUAACCCAGAGCACUUAAACUACUUUAAAUUUAUUGGAAGAGUUGUUGGUUUGGGUGUUUUCCAUAGAAGGUUUUUAGAUGCUUUCUUUGUUGGAGCUUUAUAUAAGAUGAUGUUACGUAAGAAGGUAGUGUUGCAAGAUAUGGAAGGUGUUGAUGCUGAAUUUUAUAGAUCAUUAAAAUGGAUUUGUGAUAACGAUAUCACUGAUAUCUUGGAAUUAACAUUCAGUGCUGAAGAUGAAAGAUUCGGUGAAAUUGUUGAAGUUGACUUAAAACCAGGCGGAACCCAGAUAGAAGUUACAGAAGAAAAUAAGCAUGAAUACGUUGAAUUGAUUUCUGAGUGGAAGAUCAGCAAGAGAGUUGAAGAGCAAUUUAAAGCAUUCAUAGACGGAUUCAAUGAAUUGAUCCCACAAGAAUUGGUUAACGUGUUUGACGAAAGAGAAUUAGAAUUGUUAAUUGGUGGUUUGGCAGAAAUCGAUAUCGAAGACUGGAAGAAGCACACCGACUAUAGAGGGUACCAAGAAAAUGACCAAGUCAUCCAAUGGUUCUGGAGAUGUAUCAAGGAAUGGGACUCCGAACAAAAAGCAAGAUUAUUGCAAUUCACCACUGGUACUUCCAGAAUCCCUGUUAACGGGUUCAAGGACUUGCAAGGGUCCGAUGGUCCUAGAAGAUUCACAAUUGAAAAGGCUGGUGAGUCCAACCAAUUACCAAAGUCACACACUUGUUUCAACAGAGUCGACUUACCUCCUUACACAAAUUACGAGAGCUUGAAGCAAAAAUUAUCCUUGGCCGUUGAAGAAACGGUUGGUUUUGGUCAAGAAUAG